UUUACAAAAAAGAAAAGAAAAAAAGAGAUGGGUUUCGAAAAGCGCAACACGUGUUCUUAUACCGCUUUCGCACCGGGUAGAGUUUCCCAAAUCCAACAAUCAACUUCAAUCCCACUCCCACUAGGAUCGAACUCAACUCUCUAUACACUCCAACCACAGAGUGGAAAAACCAGAUAUCCAGUCUAUCGUUGGUGGAAACUGUUCCCCCUUUUCCGGCAAUCGACUGCCGGAAUCUUCUCAGCCUCUCUUGAAAUGGUAGCCCCGAAGUCGCCGGACUGGAUUCCCGCCGGCUGGAUCGAGCAGGUCAAAGUCACCAACGGAAGAAAACUCAAGUACUACUACAACAGUGAAACUGGGCAGAAAUUUAAUACCAAGAAAGACCUCAUUCAGUAUGUCGAAAGGGUAAAUCUUUGCCGUGAUGAACCUCAACAAACAAGUAAGCUUAAUGAGAGUAGUUCAGAGCCAAUUUUGGAGCAAAACAAGAGGAGUUCAGGAAGAAAAAACAAGAGGAGUUCAGAGCCAGAACAUAAGGAGGGUGGGUCUGAACCAAUGCCAGAGGAAAAGGGGAGGUCAGAACCAAUGCCAGAGGAAAAGGGGAGGUCAGAACCAAUGCCGGAGCAUAACGAGAAGAGUUCAGAACCAAUGCCACCAGCGAUAGAAACAGAUGAAACUCCUGAAUGGUUACCUCAAGGAUGGAUCAUGGAAGUGAAAGUUAAGAGUGGUAGUUUACGAAAAUACAAGUGCUUUGUUGAUCAACUGAGUGGACGCAAAUUCUAUUCAAGGCCACAGGUGUUCGAAUACCUCAAAACUGCAAAGCUUGAUAGCUCAUCCCAACAGAAGAAAAUGGGAAAUGGCUCUGUUAGCAAUGCUGACAUGGGAGAAUUAGCUGAAGGCGAAACCUCUUCGAAGGUAGAGGGGUCUGACAAUAUCAACACUUUGGAGGGGGCAAGUCGUGCAUCCAAACCAAAGCGAAAAGGCUUAGGCAAAAAGUUAGUGAAAAAAAAGGUUGUGAUUGAGAGGGUUACCGCUGAAGGGCUCCCUCCAGGGUGGAUAAAAGAAAUCAAAAUUCAAAUGAAAUCGCAGGGAAUCAGAAGGGACCCGUAUUACACGGAUCCUGUAAGUGGAUAUGUCUUCCGCUCCCAGAGAGAUGCUCUGCGCUAUCUAGAAACUGGAGAAACGAGUGUUUGUGCUAUCAAACCAAAGAAGAGGGAGGAACUGAGCUUUUUAACUGAAGGGACGUCUGUUAGUGAAUGCCCGGAGCAGUGAUGCAAUGUUUGAACUUUGAAGACCAUCCUUCAUGAUUGUGUUUUGAGCUUCCUUCUGUGGUGCUAUGGCUGUUUGGUUUGUUUGUGUGUGUGUGGUAUGCUUGUAUGGCUGCUUUAACAUGAUUGGUUUAGUGGCACACUGGGUAGCGGACUAACCGGUACUUGUAUGUAGUUUCUGUUUGUAUUUGCUGGUAACACAUGUUUUAGCUGCUGUAUUAUCAGUGCCAAGCAGUACUUCUGUUGUUCCU
This is a messenger RNA of Rhododendron vialii, 1513 nucleotides long. RefSeq lists its product as uncharacterized. The transcript is spliced from 8 exons. The record is from RefSeq and is a predicted model, not a curated record. Bases 28 to 1266 code for a protein of 412 amino acids. Gene Ontology annotation, molecular function: DNA binding. NCBI's taxonomy places the organism in Eukaryota, Viridiplantae, Streptophyta, Magnoliopsida, Ericales, Ericaceae.